Molecule: messenger RNA, 2766 nt
Organism: Hypanus sabinus (Atlantic stingray)
Lineage: Eukaryota; Metazoa; Chordata; Chondrichthyes; Myliobatiformes; Dasyatidae
Product: interferon-induced GTP-binding protein Mx-like
Exons: 15
Coding region: 326-2314 (662 amino acids)
Biological process (GO): defense response to virus
Cellular component (GO): cytoplasm; nucleus; microtubule
Molecular function (GO): GTP binding; GTPase activity; microtubule binding
Source: RefSeq, a predicted model, not a curated record
UUAUUUGCAACUGGCAAUGGGGUCUUCAAGCCCAUUUGUUUUCUUAAGCCUUCUAAGUCCCAGUGGAAAAGACUGUUUAGAUAUUAGAUCGAGUGCAAUCACUGAUUAACAUGUUGACCAAAAGAAGCAAAGUGCUGGUGUUCCGGUGCUGUGAUGUUUGCCCCCAAUUGUCGACCCCAAGGCACUUGGGUCUCUACCGACAAAGACUCCCCCAGGUCAGCAUCGAAUCACGACACAAGUCACUUGGCUGUCAUACCUGUUUCAGGAGCCACCCUCCCAAGGAGGACAUCUUCCACCACACAGGAGAUCAGCAUCGAGUUUAAGCAUGUUCCCGAAUUUUGGAAGCCUAAAGAAACUGUUAUACACCGAAGAGGAAAGCCAUGAACAAGACUUUCAGGGGACGUACAGGGACUCCGUUCUUCCAUCAAAGGACACACAUGAUAAUAAUUUGGAAAGUGAUGCAGUGCUGUACAAUCAGUAUGAGAAGAGAGUGCGACCUUGCAUUGACCUCAUCGACAAGCUGAGAGCAUUGGGUUUGGAAAAGGAUCUGUCUCUUCCAGCCAUCGCAGUAAUUGGAGAUCAAAGCUCUGGAAAAAGCUCCGUCCUUGAGGCACUUUCUGGGAUUGCUCUACCCAGGGGCAGUGGUAUGGUGACGAGAUGUCCUUUGGAACUGAAGCUGAAGAAUACCGAGGUGAAGAAUACGUGGAGGGCCAAAAUCAGUUACAGCAACUACAGCAAAGAACUGUCAGGCCCAUCUGAAGUGGGCAAAGAAAUUCUGAAAGCUCAGAACACCAUGGCCGGCGCGGACCAGGGAAUCAGCUCCGAGCUCAUCGGUCUAGAGGUGGAGUCUGACAACGUCCCCGACCUCACGUUAAUCGACCUUCCAGGCAUCACUAGGGUUGCUGUCGGUAACCAGCCACGAGAUAUUGGAGACCAAAUCAAGCAGCUAAUUGGCUCCUACAUUAAGGAGGAUAAGACCAUUAACCUUGUUGUCAUACCAUGUAAUGUUGACAUAGCGACCACAGAGGCCUUGAAAAUGGCCCAGGAAGUUGACCCUACAGGAGAAAGAACACUGGGUAUAUUGACUAAACCUGACCUGGUUGACAAGGGAACAGAAAUAAACAUCCUUAAACUGGUGAAUAACGAGGUUGUUACUUUGAAGAAAGGUUAUAUGGUUGUGAAAUGCCGUGGACAACAGGAUAUUAAUGACAAUUUGACACUGGCUAAGGCUUUAGAGAAUGAGAAAGCUUUUUUCAAGCAAAAUAAGGUUUUCAGAACACUCUUGGAUGAUAAUGCGGCGACAAUACAGUGUGUGGCUGCUAGAUUGUCGAAAGAAUUGGUGAUGCACAUUCAGAGAACUUUACCAACAAUUCAGAAUGAAAUUCAGCACAAAAUUGCGGAUACCAAUAAGGAAUUGCAGAGGCUUGGACGGAGAGUGCCUGUGGAUGAUGACGAAAAGAUGUCCUUCCUCACUGAUAAAAUUAGAGACUAUAUUAAGGACGUUGUUAACGUAACUAGCGGAGAGUGCACAGGGGACUACAAUGAUGACGAUAGACUGUACAGCAUGGCACGUACGGCUUUUGGCAAUUGGAAUAAGCUGCUUAUUUUAGAGCAGGCUCAGACCGAAAAGGAAAUGAAAACUAAAGUAACAGAACACUUUGCAAAGUCCCGUGGGAGAGAAUUACCUGGAUUUACCAAUUACAAGACCUUUGAGUCACUCGCCAGGAAUCUGAUCCUGAAGAUGCAACCUCACUCUUUAACCAUGCUGAAAGAAAUAUCAGCCCAGGUCCAGGGAGUGCUUAUAAACAUGAUUUUGUGGCACUUUGAAGGUCUGCCGAACCUACUGAGAUUGGUCCAGAAAAUGACCGAUGAUAUUCAGGAGGAACAGGAAAUGGAAGCGGAGAAAAUGCUGAAUACUUUGUUCAAAAUGGAAAGCCUGAUCUACACUCAGGACUUAAUUUACUGCAAAAAGCUGAAGAAGGUUCAGGACACAUAUGAAGAAUCAGAUGAAGAAGAAGAAACCUCAGAGAAUGUUGUUAAAAACACACAAAUGGCCGGAAUGUCAACUCAUUUGAAGGCCUAUUAUAAGAUUGCUUUGAACCGACUGGCUGAUAUAGUGCCAAUGGCCAUUAACUUUCACCUGCUGCAGGAGUUCGCAGACAAGCUGCAACGUAAAAUGUUGCUGUUGCUGCAGCACAGGAAUCAGAUUGAGAUGUUGCUGAUGGAAGAGGCGGGUAUCUUCGAGAAGCGCCAGUUCCUCUCCAACCGCCUGAAGAGACUGAAAAAAGCUAGUGAGGCCUUGACCAUGCAUUAACAGGAAAUAUCCUGCUGUUAGAUAGAGUGAACAUUAAAUAAACUAGUGAAUGAAUAGCAAUAGCUGUUGAUAGCCCAUGUAUGUGGAAAGAAGCUGAAUAUAGUUAAAACAUUAUGAAAAUUUUCCACUGGGUUCAGUAGUUUCCAUUUAGGUUUAGGUAUAGGUUCAAUGUAGGAAUUUUCUAUUAUGCAAAAAUUGCAAACAGAACAAUAUUUUACCUCUAGCCAGCAACUUCUUGUAGGUGAGCAAUGCAAAUGUUCUGGUAUUUUUAAACUAUGUUCUCUUCGAAAUCUAUAUUUAGUGAUUGCAAUAUAUAUUCAGUAUGAAUUUGGUCCCAGUGAACAGCCUCACAGGGCUGUGCUCUGGUAAUGAGACCUUCCACUAAUGCAUUAAAUUGAACUGCAUUUAAUGUUUCUAUGAUUCAAUAAAAGACUAUUUAAUUAAUGUGUCUA